AUGCUUAAGGGUAUCAUAAAGGCAGCCAAACGCUCCUAUUACUGUAACGAAAUCUAUAAAAACAUUGAAAGCAGUAAGAAAACGUGGCAGAUAAUAAAUGAGCUUAGGGGCAAAAGAAAGAAAACAACCAAACCACCUUUCAUCAUCAAUAACGAAAGAAUCUUGAACCGGAGAGCAAUUGCCAAUGGUUUUAAUUCCUGGUUCGUAUCAAUUGCUCCCAAGCUCAAUGAAACUAUCACAACUGACUUGUCUUCUGGUAUUCCAAUUCUCCCCAUGAAAACAUUCCAUGACUUCCUUAGCCCUAGUAACUCUCGAUCUAUUAUGUUAGAGGACAGCACUCCUGAGGAGGUUCUAAGAGUAAUCAAAGAAUUCGAGAAUGGAAAGGCCAGUGAUAUUCCCAUAACCGUUAUUAAAACUUCGUCCCACGUUAUUGCACCAAUUAUCAGCAGACACUUAAACAAGCUUAUGUCAAAUGGUACAUUCCCUGAUAUACUUAAGACUGGCAGAAUCACACCCGUCUUCAAAAAAGGCAAUCGCACUCAACCUCCCAUGCAGUAA
Molecule: messenger RNA, 558 nt
Organism: Bolinopsis microptera
Lineage: Eukaryota; Metazoa; Ctenophora; Tentaculata; Lobata; Bolinopsidae
Exons: 2
Coding region: 1-558 (185 amino acids)
Source: RefSeq, a predicted model, not a curated record